This is a messenger RNA of Echinops telfairi (small Madagascar hedgehog), 1233 nucleotides long. RefSeq names its product leucine rich repeat containing 51 (gene LRRC51). Bases 564 to 1142 code for a protein of 192 amino acids. Gene Ontology annotation, molecular function: protein binding. The record is from RefSeq and is a predicted model, not a curated record. Lineage: Eukaryota; Metazoa; Chordata; Mammalia; Afrosoricida; Tenrecidae. The transcript is spliced from 5 exons.
UGACUGGUUUUAAGUGUAUCUCUCUCUCUCUCUCUCUCACACACACACACACACACACAAUUGACUACAUUCAGGAUGAGGCUAAAAGUAGGGAAGGUGAUGGGUUAGACAGCACAUCCCAAGCUGGGUUUUGGCCACAAAGGGCUGUCAUCUAUUGCAGGCCCUUAGGGGGUUUGUUAAGUAAUAAAAGAGCCUAGUUUGAUGUCACCAGAAGUUAGGUACCUAGACAGCCUCUGUAGUAACUGCAAUGAAUUGGAAGAGCGAGCCUCAGUUUAGACAUCAGAAGACCAUGCCUGCCAUUCACAACUGACUCACUGGCUCCACUCUGGGCAAGUCCUUCACUCCUCGGGCUUGAGCUUCUCCGUCUGAAGAAUGGAAAGGAGAAAGGAGUGCUCCAUCAGAGGAGGCUAGGAGAUGUGAAGGGGCUGAGAACUAGGAGCUGCGCUGCAAACUACAAAUGGAAGGGGCCGGCAUAGGUGUCUUCAAAUGGAAACCGGAGUCGAGCAGGCUCCACCCGCACUCCUAAGGCUCAUGCUUGCACAAGACAAAUGGUAGCAUGAGACAUGAACAAGCGGGACAACAUGAAGACUUUGGUGCAGGAGCCCCCCCUUGACUACUCCUUCAAAAGCAUCCAUGUCAUUCCAGAUCUGGUGAGUGAGGAGCCGAGGCCAGGGCUCCGACCCCUGAGGCACUCUCAGUCGGGGAAGUCGCUGACUCAGUCCCUGUGGCUGAACAACAAUGUCCUCAAUGACCUGAAAGACUUUAGCCAGGUGACCUCACAGCUGCUGGAGCACCCAGAGAACCUGGCCUGGAUUGACCUGUCCUUCAAUGACCUGACUUCCAUCGAUCCUAUUCUGACAACUUUCUUCAACCUGAGCGUCCUCUAUCUCCAUGGCAACAGCAUCCAUCGCCUUCGAGAGGUAGAUAAGCUGGCUCUCCUCCCUAGGCUCAGAAGCCUGACACUCCACGGGAAUCCCAUGGAGGAGGAGAAGGGGUAUAGGUACUACGUGCUGUGCACCUUGCCCCGCAUCACCACGUUUGACUUCAGUGGGGUGACCAAAGCAGACCGCACCACAGCCGAAGUCUGGAAACGCAUGAACAUCAAGCCCAAGAAGGUCCGCAUCAAGCACAAUGCGCUCUGAGUUCCCGGGAUCCUGGCAGUCCUGAAGGCUUUAAGUUGGUCUGCUUGGUUUGAUAAUAAACAAUUUUACCUGUUCAGCAGAUGAAAAGCCA